CUCUUUUGGAUGACAAUAUUUCUAUGGAGUUUACCAUUAGAACGAGUUAAUAAGGGAAAUCAUAAGUAGUGUAUGAUAUUCCAGCAAUGGCUUAAAUUUAAUUAUUUGAUGUUAGUUAGGAUUUUGAUCCUUUAUUUGAGAAUUUAAAUCCCUAUAAAAUUCAGUCUAAAGAAAUCUAAAUUUUUAAAGCAGAACCUAGAAGAAACUUUUGUUCCAGAAUAUUGGAUGCAAUUCCUAUUUUUCAUCCAGAAUCAGGGUGUUUAUUGAUUUGGUAAUUGAUUGUCGUAAUAAUAAUUUUUACGUACUUAUUCUAUAUCCCUUUUAAAGUAUUAGAAUAUUAAUAAUUUAGAUAGCUUUUACAGAUGAAGGAAAAGGCACGAAUGCAAUUGAUACAAUAGGAGUGAAAUCUUAUUUAAUUUUCUCUAUCAUAAUGCUUGGUAUAGAUUUGUUGGUAAGUUUCAAUACAGGUAUUAAAAAGAGAGGAGAAGUAAUUUUAGAUCGUAAAGUAAUUGCAGAAAAAUAUGUUAUAUGGGUAUUAAUUGAUAAAUGAUAUUAGGAAUUCGAAUUAGAUUUAAUUGGAGUGAUAUCAUUGAUAUUGUCUCUACUUUUAAAAAAUGACUAUAUACGUAUUUUAUUUUAUUUAAGAUCUUAUUAUGUAAUAAGAUUUAGUGAAAAGAUUGAUCAUUCUUUAUAAUUAAGAAGCAGUAAUUAAUACAAUAUUUUUAUAUAGAUUGGAAGGCAGCCUAUACUGUAUUAAAAUUGAUAAUAGUAGUUUUAUUUGUCAAUCAUUUGAUGGCAUGUUUUUUCUUUGGUGUUUCCUUUAAGUAAUUUUAGAAAGAUGAUGGCAAUCUUCCAACUUGGAUCGAAUAUAAUGGUUAUGUUGAAGAUGAAUAGACAAUUGAAUCUUUAAAUUAUUGGUCCAGAUAUGUUGUUUCAUUUUAUUGGGCAACUACUACUGUUUCAACUGUAGGUUAUGGAGAUAUUACACCUAAGAAUGAUUAUGAAAUUGGUAUUACAUUAAUUACUAUGAGUAAUUCUUCAUUUAAUAAUUAGUUAUUGCUGGAAUGGUAUUUGCAUUUAAUGUAGCUUCUAUUAGAGAUGUUAUUGUAGAAAUGAAUUCAUAAGAAACUAGAUAUAAUAGUUAUGAAGCUGUUAUUAAUCGUUAUAUGAAAAUUAAAAACAUAUCUUUAUCAACUUAAGCCAGAAUUAUUGAUUAUUAUUAAUACAUUUGGUAGGAUGAAAAAAAUAGAAAUAGACCCAUUGAAUAAUUAUUAAUCUCUAAACUCGCUCCAGAACUAAGAUAACAAUUAUAAUAUGAAACCUAUAUCAAUUUUGUUAAAUGCAAAAUAUUCUGGAACUUUGAUUUCUCUGAAACUUUCAUGCGUUCCCUUGUAUAAUAUAUGAAAGAAGAAUGCUAUGGACCAGGAGAAAAUAUAGUAUUUGAUAUCAUCAAUCCUUAAUUAUGGUUUCUUUAAAAUGGAGAAAUUUUAAUUGUAUUUCUUAAGUAUCUUAUUAUUAGUAUGUGGAUUCUGAUCACGCCUCAUAUAAUAUUAAAACUAGAAUUGAUGUAAUUAAAUUUGGACAAUGUAUAGGACAAUUAUCAUUCUUUACUGAUUAAAGAUAUCCAUUCAAAGCAAAAACUUUAUAAUAUUGUAAUAUGUAUAAAUUGGAUAAAAUCGAUUUUUUAAAAGAAAUUUCUAACUUUCCCAAAGAUUUUGAAAUUUAUCAUUAUAUCAUUUCCAAAUAAUUCACUAAUCAAUCAGAACUUUAUAAUAAAUUAGAAUUAAAAUGUUACACUUGUUAAUCUGAUAAUCAUCUUGCUGAUCAAUGCGAUGUUACUCAUUAUUAUCCUAAGCAACUUUUUUCUAAAUUCAAAAUUAAAGAUGAUAAACAAAAAAGAGAAGAAUUUGAAAGAAAAAAACGAUUUUAAUUCAAUUCAGUAUCUAUUUCUGAGAAGGUUUAAAAUUCAAUCAAUGAUUAUAAUCUUAGAGAAAGAAGGUUUAAAAGAAUGUCAAUGAAAUAAUAAAUUCCACUUGAAUAUAUUUUUGAAGAAUUCGAAGAAGAAGAAACAUAAGAAUAACAUCAAGAUGAUAUUAGUGAAAUAAAAACUAUGCUCAAUCAGAUUAUGAAUAAAAUUGGUAUCUAAUAAUAAUAAAAAUUCAAACCAUAAAAUAUAUUUAUACCACAAAGUAAUCAAUUAUUUAUAUUAAUCUUGAUUAGAACCUAAAUAUGACCCUUAUGAGACAAUUUUUGAAAUAGAUUUAGUCAAAAAUUAUGAGCACUUCUAUCCUGAAUACAAUUUGGAUAAUAUUAUCAAAAGAAUUUUUUGA
Paramecium sonneborni is the source of this 2330-nucleotide messenger RNA. NCBI's taxonomy places the organism in Eukaryota, Ciliophora, Oligohymenophorea, Peniculida, Parameciidae. The record is from the annotation of a GenBank genome assembly.